AUGGAUGAAAUUUGUGAUGUAUUAAAGGAAUACACAGAACUCGAGAGUAGUAAUAUAAUUGAUUUAUUUAAAGAAUAUAGUAAAAGAAAUAAAGAUAAAACGGAAGUUAAUUCAAAACUUAAAAAAAUGAAAUGUACUAAACUAAUGGCGUUCGAUGCUAACGAAAUAGCUAAAGCUGGUGGACGAAGUAUAAGAAUAUUAGAUGGUAUAGUAUAUGAAGAAAAUUUUAAAACUCCACCAUAUAGAGAUUAUAUUUUAAUUUUGAGAGAUCUAAGAAAUAAAUAUAAACGAGAAGAUGGAUUUUAUAAGCCGGAAAUAUACUAUACAGAUACUGAUAAUUUAUACAUUUCAUCUAGUAAUUGGGAUAAAUUAAAUGAAGCUGGGUUGGUAUCUGAAAAUGAUUAUUGUAAAGGAAAGAAUGAUUACGGUGAUGGUGGAAUUAUAUAUGGUUUAUAUUUAGCGCCAAAAGUCAAAUAUUAUAUCAUUCUAACUUCUGGCGGUAUUCUAAAAGACAAGAAAACGUUUAAGGGCUACUCUAAUGAUAAGAUAAGUGUAGAAGAUUAUAUUCAAUUAGCUAGCGGACAUGAUUUGACGAAUGAAUUUAAGAAAAGAUGGGAAAAUAGUUUCACCAAUGGAAUAGUUAUUCCAAAGGAUGAUGAUAAACAAAAGAAAGUUUUAGAAGUUAUCUAA
Lottia gigantea (owl limpet) is the source of this 690-nucleotide messenger RNA. RefSeq lists its product as hypothetical. The transcript has 3 exons. The coding region runs from base 1 to 690 and encodes 229 amino acids. The record is from RefSeq and is a predicted model, not a curated record. NCBI's taxonomy places the organism in Eukaryota, Metazoa, Mollusca, Gastropoda, Lottiidae.